Humulus lupulus (European hop) is the source of this 2439-nucleotide messenger RNA. Its product is annotated as receptor-like protein Cf-9. Gene Ontology annotation, molecular function: protein binding. NCBI's taxonomy places the organism in Eukaryota, Viridiplantae, Streptophyta, Magnoliopsida, Rosales, Cannabaceae. The record is from RefSeq and is a predicted model, not a curated record. The transcript has a single exon. The coding region runs from base 1 to 2439 and encodes 812 amino acids.
AUGGGAUCAUCAAUGCUUUGCUUCAGCUGCACUAGUUUUGUAUUAAAUGUCAUAUAUAUCCUUCUCUUUCUUACAUUAUUUCGUUUUUCUUUCUCGCAACCAGUUUGCCGUGAUGAAGAAAGGUCUUCAUUAUUGCAGUUUAAGGAGAGUUUUAUUACUGACUACUCUGCUUCUGAUGAGCCUCAUGCAUAUUCAAAGGUUGCCUUCUGGACCAACAAAGAAGAGUCAAGAGAUUGCUGUAUGUGGCAUGGUGUUGAGUGCGAUGAGAUCACAGGUCAUGUCAUCAGCCUUAAUCUCAGUAGCAGCUAUCUCUAUGGCUCUCUUGACUCUAAUAGUAGCCUUUUCAACUUGGUUCACCUUCAAAUACUUGAUCUUGCAGACAACGAUUUCAACUACUCUCAAAUACCCAAUGCUAUCAAACGGCUUUCUAAACUCACCUAUCUCAGCCUAGAAGAUUCUUUCUUCUCUGGCCAAAUUCCGUCAGAAGUUUCAGAACUAUCCAAAUUGUUGCAACUUUCUUUGUGCAAUAACAUUGAUCCAUUCGGAAAAAGUCUUUUGGAACUAAAGAAGCCCAUCUUCGAGAGCUUGACUUCAAACUUGACAAGCCUUGAGGAACUUUUUCUCAACAAUGUUUACAUAUCAUCUACUGUUCCUAAAUCAUUGGCAAAUUUAUCUUCUUUGACGUCCCUAUUCCUAAGGGAUUGCCAUUUAAAAGGUGAAUUCCCUGUUGAUAUUUUUCAGCUACCGAAUUUACAAUAUCUUAGUGUACGGUUUAACGAAGACCUCAGUGGAAGAUUACCUCUAGUACUUAACCAGAGGAGUUCUCUCAAAUCUCUGCUAUUGAGCGGAACUCGCUUUUAUGGGGAUCUACCAUCACCAGUUGAGAAACUUGCAUCUUUGACUGAGUUUAAGGCUAGUGGCUGCAACUUUUCAAGAGCGAUUCUAUCUUCCAUAAGUAAGUUGAACCAACUCACUUUUCUCGAUCUUUCUGAAAAUAAUUUGAGUGGCACUUUGAAUUUUGACAUGUUUAUUAUCUUGAAAAACGUCACCGUCCUUGUUCUAUCCCAAAAUAAACUCUCACUGAUUUUUAGUUCUUGGAUAAAUGAAAAUUUUCCACAAUUCACUGUACUACACUUGUCCUGCUGCAACUUAAGAACCUUUCCUCAUUUUCUUAUGCAUCAAAAAAAUCUCCAGAUCUUAUCCUUUGUUGGAAACUCUUUAAUAGGGGAACUCUCAUCUGCAAUAUGCAAUCUAAGUUCUCUGAAAGUCCUUCUCCUUUCCAAUAAUAAGUUGGGUGGUGAGCUUCCACAUUGCUUCGGUAAGUUUAGUAAGUUAGUAUCGAUAGUGGACCUUAGCAAUAACUCUUUUUCUGGCAACAUUCCUGAAUUUACAAAGGGAAACCAACUAAAAAUCAUUAAUUUAGGUUACAAUCAAUUUGAAGGAAAACUAUCGAAAUCACUUACUCAUUGUAAGAUGCUUCGUUACCUCAAUGUGGAAAGCAAUAAAUUGAAUGAUAUUUUCCCUUAUUGGCUGGGGACUCUCCCAGAGUUAAUAAUUCUUCAGCUGCAGAAAAAUGAAUUCCGUGGAGUUAUAGAAGAGCCCAGAACAAACCUUCAUUUUCCAAAGUUGCGUAUUGUAGAUAUAUCUUACAACAACUUUUUUGGAAAACUGCCGUUGAAAUACAUUCAGAGUUGGAAGACCAUGAGAAGUACAAGCCUUGUCGACUCUAAUUAUAUGAUGACAAUACCUUUUCAAACGAGAAGCACAAGCAUUAAUGUCAACUACUCUUAUUAUAUGAUGAUAACGCCUUUUCAAAUCAGAGCAAAGAAUAGUUUGUUGACUUACCUACAUUAUCUCGACAUUACAAUAGCAAUCAAAGGCAUUCGUAUACACUAUGAAAAGAUCCAAAAUAUUAUUGCAGUGUUAAAUCUCUCAAACAAUAAAUUUGAUGGAGAAAUUCAUAAAAUCAUUGGAAACUUGGUAGGGCUUCAUGCUCUUGAUUUAUCCAACAACCUUCUCAAAGGGGGCAUUCCAACAUCACUGACUAAUCUAACAAAGCUCGAAUCCUUAGACCUUUCUCAAAAUUCUCUUCUAGGAGAGAUCCCAAGUGACUUGGACCAUCUCUCUUUCCUUCAAUACUUCAAUGUUUCGUACAACAAUCUCUCAGGGCCUAUACCACACACCCAUCUCAUCACAUUUGAUAGUAGCUUUUACGAGGGGAACUUGGGAUUAUGUGGCAUUCUACUGCAAAACUUAUGUGGAGCAUUGGAACAACCACUUCCUUCUUAUGAAGAAGAGAGAAAUUCUCCUUUUCAAUUUGGUUGGAAAGUUGUGGCAGUAGGAUAUGGAUGUGGAUUCUUAAUUGGGUGGUUCAUUGGAAAAGUUGUCAUUGCGCGAAAGCCCAACUGGUUAGUGGAGACCUUUAGCAUAAGGGGCUGA